GCUACCUCUUUGAACCUGUGGAGUGUGUUUGUGAUGAAGUAAGUUCACUCUUAUGCAGGCGAGCGCCGAGGAUCACAGCAGCCAGGAGGGAAAAAGUCUCUUUACGCGCGAGGAGCUGCGCCGAAACCCCAACAGAGACUGAGCUGAAGCAUCUAAGUGAGCAUGUGGUUACUGGAGAAGCUCCGGAGCUCCGUGGAGAGCAGUGGGACAAAUUCCCAGACCCCACAGACGACAGAGGCCAUCCCAGUCUCUGUUUAUGCCAACGUACUCACUCCAGAAAGGAUCCCGGAUUUUUUUAUCCCGCCUAAACUUGUGUGCUGCCCGCCGGAUGAGUCUCCCAGCCCAGAACCUCUGCACUGCUCCACCCUCAGGCCGUCAGCGUCGGACCACGCCAUCUGCAGCCAGAGCCCCAGAGCCCGCAGAAGCAAGAACCCCACCAGCCCUCGCCUCUUCGCCAAAAACCUUCAGAAGUCGGCCAACCGCCAUAUCAUCCAGAUUGAGAGCGCGGACGAGCCUGCUGCCGGGUCCACGGGGAAGGGGGAUGUUGACGUCAACACCAACGCUGACCCCCAGUCACAGACCGCCAUGUCCUUACCGUAUGUUCCAAAGGCCCAGACUUCCUACGGCUUUUCUACGCUGGUGGAGUCUCCUCACACCCGACGCAAGGAGAGUCUGUUCCACAGCGACCCCAACAGUCCUCUCACCUCCCCUAACUCCCAAAGGCGCUCCCAGGGGGGGACCCUUCUGGCCCCAGCUGACCCCAACCCCUACAGGUACUUCAGCGGCGGUGAGAGUGACACCUGCUCCUCAGCGGAAUCGUCCCCCUUCAACUCUCCUCUCCUGUCUCGAUCUGCCUCCCUACUGCGCUCCAUUACCAAGGAGACACAAGCUAAGGUGUCGCGUGCCAAACGCUCCUUGGCUCGCCACAGCUCCCUCUCAACCGACGAGUGCAGCUCAGCGGACAACAGCCCCAACAUGCAGCGGCGCCGCACGCGCUGCCCCCCCUCUCCGGCUUUCAGGGGGAGCAAACCCAGCAGCGCCAGGGGCGCAGCGUCCGACCUCCUGCAGCGCGAGCACACGGUCUAUCUCCACAAGGGGGGCACGCUGAGACUGAGCACUCACUACGACCCCGAGGCGGCCCGGCUGCGGGUGCGAGUGCUGGCCGCCGAGGCCCUGUACGACAGGCAGACGGACCUCAAAAGCAUCAACUGCUGCGUGGCCCUCUACCUGAACCCCGGCAAGCAGCAGAAGCAAAGGAGCACCAUCAUCAAGAACAGCAGGAACCCGGUUUUCAACGAAGACUUUUUUUUCGACGCGCUGCCCCAGACACAAGUGAAGAGCCUGGCCAUGAAGAUAAAGGUGGUGAACAAAGGAACCAGUCUGAGGAGAGACGUGUUACUGGGGGAAAGGGAGGUGCUCCUCAGCGAGCUGCUCGCCAGCCUUUAGACAUCUGCUGUCAAGACUCGGGAGGAAGCAGUCAGCUGUCACAGGUGGAGGGCUUCCUCCCCUUUUACUCUGACAACCUUUUUGUACCACUUCACAGCUGACAAAUGGCGGACAGGAGAACGCAUUUGAGAACAAUUUGUCAUGCUCUCAGCAUUUGUCUUCAUUUUUAUUUACUUUUUUUUUUUUUUUUUACAAAAGCAAGCAGCUACAACCUGCACGCUCGCCAGAAACAGAGCGAUGUGAGCUUUGACUUUUAGAUGUUUAUUUUUAAGCAACGAGCUGCUGGAGACUCCAUGCAUAGAUGUGCUACGAUUUAGCUGUGUUGAUAUGAUAUAUUUGCAUCAGCUUUACUUUUGUGAUAAAUCUUAAUAUAAUUAGAGUGUAUUUUUUUGCAUGAAAAAGUCAAAAAUAAAAAUGAAUGUUUACUGACUGUAACUUCUUGCAGAUGUGUUGUAAAAAAAUACCUUAAUGUGUUCAGUUUCCAAAAGUCUGAAUAAACAUCACAAGAAGUUA
This is a messenger RNA of Oryzias melastigma (Indian medaka), 1959 nucleotides long. RefSeq names its product C2 calcium-dependent domain-containing protein 4C. Lineage: Eukaryota; Metazoa; Chordata; Actinopteri; Beloniformes; Adrianichthyidae. The transcript is spliced from 4 exons. The record is from RefSeq and is a predicted model, not a curated record. The coding region runs from base 163 to 1446 and encodes 427 amino acids.